This is a messenger RNA of Thalassophryne amazonica, 11137 nucleotides long. RefSeq names its product SH3 and multiple ankyrin repeat domains 3b (gene shank3b). Lineage: Eukaryota; Metazoa; Chordata; Actinopteri; Batrachoidiformes; Batrachoididae. Gene Ontology annotation, cellular component: postsynaptic membrane; dendritic spine; postsynaptic density. The record is from RefSeq and is a predicted model, not a curated record. Gene Ontology annotation, molecular function: ionotropic glutamate receptor binding; synaptic receptor adaptor activity.
CUUGCUUUCUCAGAGAGAGAGAGAGAGAGAGAGGUGUGUUUUCUAACCCACGCAUCGGAGUGGGAGACAGCGUGUGCGCGCACACGUGCACAUACACACACACAGACACAGCGAGUGUGUCAUGCGAGCAGUGUGUGGGCUGAACCGAGCAGCCUUCCACUCAUCCCUUCUCUCUCUUUCUCUCUCUCUCUCUGUCUCUCAUCCCUCCAUCUCUUCGUCUCCAGAUACACCUCUUAUUCUUCUCAUCUUUCAUCAAACCACAUCUCUCUCUCUCUCUCAUUAGUCUUUUUUUUUUCUCUUAUCAGUUUGUCCAUGAUGGAGAACGGAUGGAGGUGCUGAUCAUCUGGGAUGGGCCGGGCUGCUCCCAGAACACAAUGUAAAACUGUGAGGCUGACUGCAGGAUUACUACACAGAAACAACAUUUUACUGCAAAUACUACCUGAUUUCCUGCAGACUUUUCACAUUCAACAAGGAACUACUGCGUUGGCUACUAAAACUACUACAUGAUCUGCCAAAAGUACUGCUCCCACUACUGCCUCACAGGAUUACUACCCAUCUUUACCAGGAACUCCUCCGGCAGCUGAGGUCCAACCGAUCAAAACCGACAAGUCGCACAAGAAUCUGGCACCUCAAGCUAAAACAGAAUUCAAACCAAAGCGCUGCACCAAAAUUCCAGUCCAGCUCUUUAGACCAGACCAGACCAGGAGAGACCUGAACAGACCCGUAGAACUCAGUAAAGGCUAUCGGAAAAGUUUGAUGGGACUGCUGACGAUAGCCACAUGCCUCUGAGUCCGGCUGCUGACACCAAACAUGAUCGCCCACGGCAACAGGCGGUCACUAACGGCAACCCGACAGGCUCUGCUGUUGCCAGGGAUGAUGACGUUGAUGACACGCCCCCUGGAAACAGCAUUGUUGUCCGCAUUGGCAUCCCGGACCUGCAGCAGACGAAGUGUUUGCGGUUGGACCCAGAGUUACCGGUUUGGACCAGUAAGCAGAGGGUUCUGGUGACACUGACUCAGUCGCUCUCAGAUGUUUUGAACUAUGGUCUCUUCCAGCCGGCCUUCAACGGCCGAGCUGGGAAGUUUCUGGACGAGGAGCGGCUGCUGAAGGAGUAUCCUCUCCCUCCCAUAACACCCAUCCCAUACCUGGAGUUUCGUUACAAGAGACGAGUUUAUACGCAGAGCUAUGUGGACGACAAACAGCUGGCCAAACUCCACACCAAGGGUAACCUGAAGCGGUUUAUGGAACAUGUCCAUCAGAAGAAUGUGGAGAAGGUUUCCAAAUGGUUGGAAAAGGGCCUGGACCCAAACUUCCAUGACUCCGACACCGGAGAGUGUCCCCUCACUUUGGCGGUCCAGCUGGAGGAGAGCUGUGAGUUGAUUAAAGCUCUUCGCAGUGGAGGAGCUCACCUGGACUUCAGGACCAGAGACGGGAUCACCGCUCUGCACCGCGCCGUUCUGUGCAGGAACAGCGCAGCGCUCACUACCCUGCUGGACCUCGGAGCGUCUCCAGACUAAGACAGCAGAGGUCUGACUCCUUUAUAUCACUCUGCCAUGGUGGGUGGCGCCCCCUACUGCUGUGAGCUGCUACUGCAGGACCAUGCCACUAUAGGGAUGACUGAUGAGAACGGAUGGCAGGAAAUCCACCAGGCGUGUCGCUAUGGUAACGUGCAGCACUUGGAGCACCUGCUGUUCUACGGCGCUGACAUGAGUUCCCAGAAUGCAUCGGGGAACACCGCACUACAUCUGUGUGCUCUGUACAACCAGGACAGCUGUGCCAGAGUGCUGCUGUUCAGAGGUGCCAAUAAGGACAUAAAGAACUACAAUAACCAGACUGCCUUUCAGGUGGCGAUCAUCGCUGGGAACUUUGACCUUGCGGAAAUCAUUAAGAUCCAUAAAUCCUCUGACGUUGUAGUUCCUUUCAGAGAAACGCCGUCAUACACAAAGCGCCGCCGAGUGGGAGUGACCAGGACCCCCGCUGGAAACGGUCUCGCCUCACCACGCUCUCUGAUUCGCUCAGCCAGCGACAAUGCUCUGGAAAGCCCCGCCUCCUCUCCUGGCCCCUCCCUCACAAAGUCUGAGACACACCACGACACUCACACACAUUCGCUAAGAAGGCACACACGCCGGCUCAGCAUGACCUUUGACCCAGCCGCCCUCUCUGUCUGCAGCCCAAGUGGUGGAGGUCAUGUCGAGUCCAGCCCGCCCUCCUCCCCUCCCCUCACCCCUCAGAUGAGGAAGAGACGGCUGUACAGUGCUGUUCCUGGCCGAACCUUCAUUGCCACCCGGUCCCACGUUCCUCAAGGACCCGGAGAGAUCCAGCUCCACCGAGGAGAGAGGGUCAAAGUGCUGUCGAUCGGUGAAGGAGGAUUCUGGGAAGGCAGUGUGAAAGGAAGAACCGGUUGGUUUCCCGCCGACUGUGUUGAAGAAGUCCAGAUGAGACAGUACGAUCCAAGACUGGAAACGAGGGAGGAUCGCACCAAGAGGCUCUUCAGGCAUUAUACUGUAGGUUCCUAUGACAACUACACCUCCUACAGUGACUAUGUAAUUGAGGAGAAGACGGCCGUGCUGCAGAAACGAGAGAGCGAGGGAUUUGGCUUUGUUCUCAGAGGAGCUAAAGCUGAGACGCCCAUCGAGGAGUUUGCCCCCACCCCGGCUUUUCCAGCUCUGCAGUACCUGGAAUCAGUGGACCAGGGGGGUGUGGCCUGGCGGGCGGGGCUGCGGACUGGAGACUUCCUCAUAGAGGUGAACGGUACCGACGUGGUGAAGGUCGGCCACAGGCAGGUUGUCUCUCUGAUCCGCCAGGGGGGCAGCCACCUGCUGAUGAAGGUCGUCUCUGUUUCGCGGAAAUCAGAAUCCAACCUGAUCAGGAAGAAAGCUCCACCCCCUCCAAAACGAGCACCCAGCACGUCGUUGACGCUGCGUUCCAAGUCGAUGACGGCUGAUCUGGAGGACAUAGCCAGGAGGAGACGCUUCGAGAAACUGGAUGAGAUGUUGGCAGGAAGUCCACCGAAAGUUGUUCUGAGGCCCCGCCCACCAGACACCGACUUCAGAGCAGCGACCGUCAAACAGAGACCAACCAGCCGUCGAAUUACACAGGCUGAGAUCAAUUCAUUGUUUGAGCGUCAGGGUCUCGUGCCGCCAACAGCUCCAGAGAAGACCAUCAUGCUGUUACCCCGAGGAAUGUCCAGAACCAAGAGCUUUGGCACACCUGAGGACGACAGGAUCACAGCAUUGAUCAAUGAAAGUCGAUUUCCUCGGAGCUCAUCCCUGACUGACAGCUUCAUCCCUCCUCCUCCUCAGACAGCCCCGCCCCCUCCUCCUUCUGCCUCUUCCACCCCCUCACUCUACCUCCUGGACUCUGGGCCUCCACCUUCUUUCCUUCCCCCUCCUCCCCCUGCCAGAGGGGAGGGGCUAACCCGGUCUAGCUUUAAGCCCGGGGCAGAGCCUAGGCUUCAGGAGCUUUCUGAUUCACCCACAAGGAGCCACGCCUACGCUGAGCGACAGAGAAAGGCAAGAUCCAUGAUCAUCCUGCAGGAUACACCGCCGCCACUGCAGGCUGAUGGACAUGCCACGCACACACUGCACACCGCCACACACACUGCAACACACACACUCCACACCGCCACACACACCUCCACACUGUCUCUCCACAGCACAAGCCCUGCCCUCGGCCACUCACCACUGUCUCGUCGCCGGGGUCGACCAAUAGAAAACCCUUACGCUAACAUGGGACAGCAGGCUCCACCCACCAAACCUCAAAGGAGAAAGUCCCCUCUGCUGAAACAAACUCCUGUAGAGGAGCAGGGUCUUACAAUCAAAGAUCAUGAUGCAAAUAAGCAAGAAGGGGGUGGGCCCAGCAGCCCCAGUCGCGCAGAGUUGUACCAGCAGCAGGUUCUUUCUGAGCGGGCUCGUGUCCAGGGGCGAAGGUCAUCCCUCUUCCUGUCUGUAGAGGGGGCAGGGUCAGAAAACCAGACUCCGCUCCUCCUGACUCAGAGCCAUUCCAUGGAUGAUCUCGGAGAGCUUCCGCCACCUGCACCGGUUUUGUCGCCUUCACCAACACCUCACACGUUCCUCCACCCGCUAACAGGAAAACCGUUGGACCCUUCCUCACCACUCGCCCUGGCUCUUGCUGCAAGAGAACGAGCACUCACCGCCCGCACACCGAGCCCUGAGCCUCAGACUAAACACACCUCUACUUCCACGACACCUAUCCCCACGCCAGCCACCAGUCCCGAAGGCAGACACAAGCGCACCCCUGUCACCACCCCGCAGAGCAGCCCUGAGCCGCGGUCCAAGCGGACCACCCCUCAUACGAGCCCUGAACAGCGAACCAAACACACCACUCCCCAGACCAGUCCUGAGCUGAGACAAAAACGCAUAACCCCGCCUCUUUUCCCUGAUGGACACGUGGAGCGUCCUGAAACAGAAGGAGGAGUGACUUCACCAGGUGGACCUUCCCCUGAACGCUGGAGACCCACCCCCUUGUCAACUCUGACCAAUGAGAGCCACUCUGCUCUGCUCGAUCGGCGCAGAAGCCUCACAGUGGGCAGCUCAGAGGAAGAGGGAGGGGCUUACACAGUGACACUCCCUCCAGCAUUGCUGUCAUCGAGUGAUGAAGAGACAAGGGAGGAACUCCGCAGAAUUGGCCUGGUGAGUCCACCUCCUGCCUUUGCCAGUCCUCCACCGCACCCUCCCCCUUCAUCCCUCACCUUGUUGCCAAGACUUGUUGGGGAGGGAGGAGGUGGGGAGAGUGGGCCAGACUCCCUGGGACGACGAGGUGAAGAGGAAGAAACGGGAGAUGAAAGAGUUCACGAAAGCUCCUCUUCCCCCAGCUCACUUCCACCCUCCAUUACCCUGGCCUCUCCUCCUGCCCCUUCUUCCCCUUCUUCUCCUCCUGCCACUCAUCCUUCUACCUCCCCAUCAGCCCUGAAGCCUCGGCUUCGUUCCCCCAUAGGCCGGGGUCGUUCGGCCCUCCGGGACCCGCUCCUGAAGCAGUCGUCUGACAGCGAGCUGCUGCCCUCCACUGCGUCUACUUCUUCCCCGUCCUCUCCGCUCUCUUCCUCCCCAACCAGUGGUGGCGGAUGGCAGCCACGCUAUCUGUUCCAGAGGAGGUCAAAGCUGUGGGGGGGCGGAGAUGACCGCAGUGAGGAACGCCGGGCUUUCAGCCCAGGGGAUGGAGGAGGCCGUCCAGCAGCACUGGGUGGUCAGGGAUCAGCAUCAGCUGUAGACCUGACCACCCGGUCGGCGUCGGCAUUGGAACUGAGUGGCAGAGCCGGCUCGGGACUGGAUCUCGCUAAUCGCCUCCAGUUGCUGAACAAAGACAGUCACUCCCUGGGGGAGGAGCCAAGUCCACUUGACCCAGGCCGGAGAUCACCUGUCGGAGGUGCCAGAUGUCUGGACAGUGGGGAGAAUAAAUCGUUGUUCUCCAGUCUUGGUGAACUUCACACCAUCUCCCAACGUGGAUACGGCGCCAGCUACACAGUCCGACCAGGAAGUCGCUACCCUGUCACCCGUCGGAGCCCUUCUCCUUCACCCUCUGAUAGGUCAAUGGGGCUUGGCUCCUCCCCCAUAUCCUGUGCUGAAAGACCAGAUCUGAGUUCAGGGCGUGGCCUAACAAUCUUGAAAUCAUCCAGUCUCAGUCUCCCCUCAGAACCGAAAGAGGUUCGGUUUGUGAUGCGAAGCGCCAGUGCUCGGACCAGGUCCCGUUCACCCUCACCUUCACCCCACGCUUCUCCCUGUCCAUCACCUGUCCUCAGUGGGCCCCUGUUGGCCCUUCGGCCAUGGAGACAGCGGCCCCUGAACCUGUGGAAUAAAUAUGAUGUAGGGGACUGGUUGGAGAGCGUGGGCCUGGCUGAACACCGCCAGCGCUUCCAAGAACAUGAAAUCGAGGGUUCGCACCUGCCCGCCCUCACCAAGGAUGACUACAUGGAGCUGGGCGUCACCAGACUGGGACACCGAAUCAACAUUGAGCGGGCACUCAGACAGCUGCUAGAUGGAUCCACUUGACCUUUCGUAACCUCUAGAUACCCUGAACUGUGACCUCAUGACCUUUAUGGUCAAAAAUUAGGCCAUCAUCUUGACUAGGACAUGUUAGCAGUGAACCUUCUGGCUUUUUAAGAAGUCUGGAGUCCAGCUUGCUUUUGAGAAAUGUUGGUGACAUAGUGGUUUAUUACCUGUUUGAUUAGCUCUGCCUUGUGAAACAAGAACACUUGUAGCUCUGAUCUCUGUGUCCGGUAGUUAGCUUUCGUACCACAGGAGCGCGUUGACGAAUUGUCUUGAUUUCAACCAACUUAGUAAUGAGGGCAAAGGAAAAGAACAAGGUUUGAGUAGAUAAUACUGUAUUCCAAUGUAACCUCAACUGUUCCCUGUGUGGGGACUAAGGGCACGUUAACGAACUUCCCGGGGACAUCAGUAUGGCUCCUCUUGGCAGUGUAUCUAGAAACUGUGUCAAGGGUGAAACUAACCAUAAAACACGGUCAAACGUCUGCUCAUUCAGUAACAGUGCUGGACUCUGAGGAUAAAACACAUAAACUAGUUAAUGGAUACAAAUGAAGUGUAAAAUACAUCAAAUGCUAAUGAAAGAUGUCAAACGAACUUCAGAAAUAAAUAUCUCACAAGAGAUAGAAGUGAGACUAAAAUCUGUGUGGGUUGGAAAGGUCAAUGUGUCAAAGUUAACCAAUAUGGUGAGAAAUGCUCAUCUUUCUGUUGACUUAAACAACUUACCAGAUGGUAAAAUUGCUAGUUAGCUUUACCCGUCUGUCUGCAGCAAUAUCUUCAAAAUGCUAAUUCAAUCAGACUUGUUGGAUAAACUCGUGGAUCAUCCUCUCACGAAACGGGGCAUGUCAAAGGUCAGGGUCAUAUCAGAGGUCAUUGUCUAAAAUGCGUUAAUGACCGUAUCUCAGGAACUAGAUGAGAUGUUGAAACGUGAUUUUCUGCAGACUUCUGCUCCCCUGAGGCUAAUAGACGUGCCAGUGACAACAUGACAAGUGAAAUUGAAAAAUUUGAUGUAUACAAAAAAAUUCAGUCUUUGUGAAAGAUGUCAUAAAACAAAUUUCUGCAUCCGCUUGGGCUUCUCGCAUGUGUUGCUACGCACACGUCAGCUAAAAUGUCGUGUUAUAAUAUGAAACUGAAUUCUAUUGGUGAAGAAAACAACCUUUAUAUUUAAUAUCAAACUGAUUUGGUGCAGCUGCUGCAUCACGGCUAGCAGCGGCAACACUGCGAUGCCUUGUUGUGAUUUAGGAUUAGAGGUCUUGCAAUUGUAAGCUUAUACUCUCCGUAAAAAAAAGUUGCAGUGUUGUUAGCAUAUAGCCGCUAAGCUAACUACUGGUGGACACAGAGGUCAGAUCCGGUCUAAAGCUGAUCAAAGAGCUUUUUGGGAGACUACCAACAGGAGACGGGUUCGAUUCCUGGUGCCAUUCUGCUUCCCUAAAUGUUUGCUGAGCAUUAGGAUAUUUUUUUUCCUGGUCAGAAAGUUCUUGUGACUCAGCAUUUUUUUUUCCAGAUAUAUCACAGAAGAUUUAUGUUUGAUUUCAUAUAUUAACGCAGAUCAUUUAGAAUUUCUGAAUAACAAUAAUAAUGUGGUGGUGAUGACUUUAUAAUUCCUUAUGAUUUGACAUGAGUUGAAGUUGGAGGUGACGUUGGUGAACUUGUUAAAGCGUAUGACUUUGUGUUGAUGUGCUGUGUGUUUCAGGGAGAGCUGCGGCGGCGGAGCUCCAAAACUCUGGUUUCUAACCGGCUAAUCGAGGGCUGACUGUACGCGGUGCUAUGUGUCUAAAGCCAUCUGUACAGAUAAUUAACUUUCCCCUUCUAGUCCUUCACAAGGACCCGGUCACACUAGCAAUUUACAACAGUCAUUUCUUUUCAGCAUUCAGUUUUGUGCCCCACCAUUUUUGUCUCAUCAGCGUGGAGUUAUAUUCUGUAAAUAUCUAAAUUACUUUGUAAACCAACUGGGCAACACAUUUACAGAACAUAUUUGCCUGCAAACAAGCUGCAUAGUGAGCUAGUUACAAGUGGGCUAGCUAGCUAGCUUGCUUGGAGAUACUUUGUACCUACUGUGCUAGGCUAGCUUGUUUCUUAGCCCACGCAUCAACAGUUACUUGAAGGAAAUGUACUUGCACUAUCCACUUCUAUAUUGACCUGUUUUUCAAACAGUGUAUACUCGGGUAAAGCAGGAUUUUCUCAAAUAGUUCAUGUAACAUGGCUAGCUAACAUGCUAGCUAUUUCAUAUAAGCGUGAUUCAGAUCCUUUAAUAUAAAAGUGUUCCAAUUUAUUUCUUUUAAACAAGAGGUAAUCUUCAGCGGCCUCAGGUGAAGCCCACCCGGAAGAUGAAAAAGUUUCAGUUCCUUGAGUGGCCACUUGAGGCUUGCUCCAAAGCGAGCAGUUUCCCAUUCACAUGCAUGUUAAAAUGUCCAAGAUUAGAGCAGAAAUAAGCAUGUUUAAAGCCUUGGUCUCUGUAGAUAGUUAUUUCCUCCUCCAUGACAGCUGUUUUAAGAUGUCAUGGAUGUUUUAAGAUGUUUUAAGCCAUAAAGUUAUGCCUGAUUGGGAUGUGGUCACUUUGAGUGGCAGUGACUGAGCAGAGAUACGAAUCUCUUAGCACUAGCUACUCGCAGUUGUGGAGGCUGUGUCUGUGGAUUUGACCAUUUUAUGACAAAUACCUGGAAAAUAAUAUGGCUUGUUGUGUAGUGAGAUGUCUUAACGGAUCAUCUUAAGAUUUCCCUGCUGCAAUAUUGGCACAGUCUUUUUUAAUGUGUACUAAUGGCGUUAGCACUUUUAGCAGCUAUCGGUGGCAUGAUCCAUUCGGCCCCUUUAAUGCACAUUUACUGAGAAAAUAAGUGGCUCAUAACUUUUAAUGUAAACACCAAAGCAAAUUGUUACGAGAACCAUUGCAUAGUCCUCAAAAUAUGAUUUCAUAAACAUUGAACUGAGCCUGUUAGUUUAGCUGGUUUUGAUUAAAAGAUGGGGUGAUGCCGUGGCGACGCCUGGACACAGGCUUCAUGUCAGCUGUUCUGGGUCUCUAUAGAAAACCGAUGGGUGACAUCAUGCAGGCUUUGUCCAAUAUACAUACAGUUUAUGGUUUUAAAUUUAUGCUCCACUCAACAAAUUGAUUUUGGUCUGAAAUUUUCCUGUUUAAAAAGAAUACUAGUGUGACCGGCCCCUUCCAGCAAAGACCUAAAACUUCUAACUGAAACCUUAUAAUUUGUUAUUUCUGAAACAGUCGGUUAAUUUAAGGCUUUAUCGACCCUUAUGCUUUAAAAGUAACUCAGCAGGAAAUGGCCAAAUAUGGAGUUUUCUUCCUGCCAUAUAUGGAGACUCCGUCACACCUACUAUUGUUUGUUGUUAUCAAUAAUCUGAGGUUUUUUUUUUUCAUUUAAAUAUAUUCAUUCAUAUUGUGUUAAUAAAACCAGUGUUGCUAAAACUUUCAGGAUAUCACAAAAAAGCUGAAUGCAACACUGAAUGUGUUUUCCUUAUUAAAGAAAAAAACAUUGAAAUAGUUAAGAUUUUCUAUAAAAUUAUUAACUGAACAACUAUUACAGUUCUACUACACAAUAAUGUUUGUAAAACUUGGCCAAUUUUCUAUCAGGAUUCUCCAAAAUGAAGUAAUCCUGUAAUUCUGAUAUUGCAAAACUUCAGUUUUCAUCAUCUUACACAAACUAUUGAAUAUUUAGCUUCUUUUUUGUCAUUACUGUGAUCGAAAAUCAAUACCUAGCUAGGCCAGCAGUGCAGGGAAAAGAUACAACUUCAAAACUCACAUUUCCAAAUAGUUCAUUAGCUAACACGUUGGACAUUAUUCCAUCCAGGUUUUUGGAAAUUACACAAUUGUGUAAAAACACUAUUUCUGCAGAAAGGGAAAUGAAGUAAACUUAUGUUCUUAUAACUAACAAGUGGAAGCCGAAAGAUUUUGUCUUAUGUAGCUUAUCGAGGAAACCAUGAUGGAAAUCUGGUACUAACAAAACAUUAAUAUAAACAGCUCAUAUGAGCCAAGUGCUUAUCUUAGCCCAAGCUAGAGUAUGCUAGCUAGUUGGAAAUGCCUUUAAAAUAAGUUGAUCGUGAGUUCAGAAAUGAGUUACCACAAGUUGUUGUGGCAAAAAAGAUCCUCCCAGGAAAAAAGCGACAGAGCCUAAAAUAAAAAGGACAAACAAAAGACCACUUAAUCAUAAAAAACUUUUCUGUAAGAAAUGUUAAUUAAAAAAGAUAAAGAAUAUGGAUAAUUCAGAUACUGACUUUAUAGACAAAAAUAUUUUAAGUAAAAAGAUGUCAUGUUUAAAAGUAAAUAGGUUGUUCUUCAGAGAAAAGCUUCAAGACAAUCAGCAAUAUUUUAUUUUCAAUAAAUCAAAGAUUAAAAGUAAUCAAAUCGCAAAAUUAAAGUCCUAUUUUUUACAAAAGCAAAAAAUAUACUGUGCUGUAAUCAAUGAAUUUGUACAGUUAUAAGAUUAAAGUGAAUAUUUGUUAGUGAAGCAGUUCUGUUUUGGAAUAAAGUCAUAUUUCUGAAAUGAAAGUCAUUGUUUUUAGAAUAAAGACACAAGUAUGAUUAAUGUAAGAAAAACCUUUAGUGUAUUCAUAAGAAUUCAUAUUCAUUCAUAAAACUUUAUUUUUAGCAUAAAGUUGAAACAAAAAGGUCUUUUUAGGCUUUUUUAGACUAAAGUUAUUCAAUUAUUGUUGGAGAAGACAAUUGGUUUUUCAGUUAAAAACAGUAGUGUAUAAAAUGAUAAAUAAAGUGUAACUUUUUGGAAUGAAGUCAUAACAUUAAAUUGUAAAAUUGUAAGAUGAGUUUUCAGAAUAAAGUCUACAAUUAUGGUAAAAAAUAUGCAGUUAAAAAUGAUUGAAAUCAGGCUUCAGCAUCUCCCUUUUUCUACUCAUUUAUUUUACAAUCUCUUUUUUAAAGACUUUGUUCUAGUAAUAGUUUUUUUCUUACAUCUUAUUUGUAGUAGCUCACUGCUGAUUGGCUGACGGUUGCUGGUUUUGCUGGUUUUCUCCUUUAGCUUCCUCUUUUUACAGUAUGGUUGUAGUUUUGAGUGAGUGACGUAUCUGUAGGUUUUAUUUUUCCUUUUCUAACACUGAAGAGCACAAAAUAACACCGAGGCGCUCUGGAGCACAACAGAUUGUAAUCUUUAUAAUAAACGCUCAUUUAUUACAAA